This is a messenger RNA of Sycon ciliatum, 3369 nucleotides long. Its product is annotated as thrombospondin type-1 domain-containing protein 4-like. The record is from RefSeq and is a predicted model, not a curated record. Gene Ontology annotation, biological process: proteolysis; extracellular matrix organization. Gene Ontology annotation, cellular component: extracellular matrix. Lineage: Eukaryota; Metazoa; Porifera; Calcarea; Leucosolenida; Sycettidae. The coding region runs from base 132 to 2711 and encodes 859 amino acids. The transcript has 17 exons. Gene Ontology annotation, molecular function: metalloendopeptidase activity.
UCAACAGCAGCGUCUUACGCCACAGAGUCUGUGGACUCACAGCAGGUCUGGGCAUCUCUUAGUCUUACUCUUAGUCAAAGAGCCCACUGCACUGGCGCUCUCCCGAAUCUCCGGACCGUCCGUUCUCGUGCAUGACGAUGAGAGGUGAGCAGUCUGACCGCAGUACGGAGCAGCAACAAGCGGAAAGAAGAAGAAGACGAAAGGCAAUGGGCGCUCAGCUGAUUCCCGGAGCGACGCACCUGCGUUCCUCAACAGUGGAGAGUUUGUCGACGAACUUCUGUCGGUUCUCCAUCUUCCUCCUGGCCGCAAGCGUCCUCACAAGAGCGCAAACUGUAAUCGGAGGCACGACCCUGGUAUCCAACUGGGAGAACACGCCAGUGGACGACUAUUCUCUCUCGCACUGGACGCAAUGGGGACAGUGGAGUUCAUGUCUGGGCAGCCCAUGUGAGCAAAGCGUACGAAACCGCAAGCGCCUCUGCCAUUCGGAGACCAGUGAAGAAGGUGCAAUGUGUGAAGGGUCAUCCAUAGCUUAUGAGCUCUGCUUAUUCAAUAAGAGAUGCCUUAGGUCAAGAAUCGCGGAGCAGUGUCGGGACCACAACACGGAAACGAUACGCUACUACCCAGCAACAUCUGACGAAUACUCUCACUGCGGCCAGUUGGAAUGUCACGAGGAGCAUCGCGGCGGCAACAGUACAGAGCCGGGUACGUUUAUACGCAUGCUGGAGAUGGUGGUGGACGGAGUGCAGUGCGCACCCGACCGACAGUGUCUCAACGGACAGUGCAAGAGCGCCAACUGCAGUUUUAAUCGCAGCGAGAUCCUGCAUGGCUGCCUGGGAUCCAACAACUCCAACCUGUGCACGGUUCUGUGCGGCCAGACUCAGCCGACUACAGAGCCAGGCCAGAUUGCCCUCAGCAUUCCACAGUGUGCGUCCAAUAUCAUCAUACACGUGGCCAAGCAGGCCAUAGGAAACUUAUUGGUAUGGACUCGUGAUAAUCAUACUGUUGAGCUUGACUUCAGUGGCGAUAGGCAAGUCACGCACACGCUGGCUGGCAUGCCGAUUGUCUUCAGCAAGUCGCAGCGCUCCAUCUCCAGCGCCUUCAGCAUCGGAGAGGCCUACUUUGAUCAGAUAUCCAUCCAGGGUCCGCUGACGGAGAACCUUACUGUUUACGAUGAAUUCGGUGAGCUGGGUCUGCUGCAGUACCACUACACACUGGGCGAUGCCUGCGGCGUCAAGCCACCGCCGCGCAUAGAGGAGGGCAUCCCCGAGGAGGAGAAGAACUUCACCGCCGCGCUGGUGUUCCAGCCGCUCUUCAACCCGCCCACCGAGCACGCACCUCCGGAUGAGCAGGUGCAGCAGCUUCAGGCGGCCAACCAGAACUCACUGGAUCCAAACGACGCGCCGUUCGUCGCCCAGAACGGCGGCCUGGAUCAGCAGCUGUCGUGGAUUCUCCUACCUUUCACGCACUGUUCACGUUCAUGUGGCGGAGGUACCAAGAGAGCUAGUGUGAUCUGUGGCUCAAGGCAGAUGAGGGUGUUCCCAGCCAGCUACUGCUCCAACAGUGCACGGAAGCCCAGCGACAUUGUGGAGCCAUGCAAUCAACAUCGCUGCCCUGCAAGAUGGGUGACUGGAGGUUGGACAUGCUCGUCCAGCUGCAGGAGAAACGGUACGGGAUUCAGAACCCGCACGGUGGCGUGCCGGCAAGUUCUGGAGAACGGCGUCGACUCCGUAGUCAGUCAGAAGUUCUGCACGCAGGUGGAGCCCAACUCAAUCCGACCGUGUCGACCGGACCUUUGCAGAACGCAGUGGGUCAAGGGAAGGUGGAGCAAGUGUGAUGCAACAUGUGGUCCGGGAACAAAGACAAGAAGUGUCUACUGUGCUGUGGGAUCACAGAAAGUAAAUUCGUCAUUCUGUGCCAGGUUGAGGAGGCCGAACCUGAUGAAGAACUGCAGCCGCCGCGACUGUGUACAGUGGCAGGGAGGAGAGUGGAGCGAGUGUAAUAGCCAAUGUGCGAGUGGGUACCGAUUCCGCGAACUGGUGUGUAUGGAGGUGCCGCAUCGCGGACGAGCACCAAGGGUCAAGGACGACUCGCAGUGCAGUCACUUGGCGCCGCUCAAGAAGAUGGAGCGCUGCGGUAACGAUCACGCAACGUGUCCGAUCCAGUACAAGUGGCAUACCGGGCAGUGGAGCAAAUGCUCAUCGAAAUGCGGUCGUCGUGGCCAGCGGAUGAGAGAGGUUCACUGCUCCACAGAUCGGCGGACGAACUUGACGCUUGGCGUCGUCAAGUACACGACCGUGGACCCCAUCUACUGCAACAACAGCCGCGAUCUGGGUCCUCCGCCGGCCUCCAUGGAGCCAUGCAAUCGUCACAUCCAGUGCGAAGGUGUCUGGGUGAAGGGACGAUGGUCUCCGUGUAGUGUAACAUGUGGCUUUGGGAAACUAACGCGUUCUGUUACGUGUCAAAAACGAGAACCGGGGACGGAACAGAUGAGAGUGACGUCGGAGAGUGACUGCGACACUUCCAAGCGAAAGCCCCGGACCAUGAACACAUGCUCGCCUGGGGCUUGCGAGCAGACACCCUCAACUGGUGAACUAUGUACGGGUGACGACAAGAAUUUCAAGUCGGCAUGCCUGUGGGCACACGAGCGGCAUGUCUGCCACAUCAGCUACUUUCGGCAGUACUGCUGCGCCACAUGCAGCAGUGUGGCUUGAACAGUGCCCUCCCCCCUCCCCCCAGCCUGGAUCCGUCCACACCAGCAGGCCAUGGCUUCCUUGCUCUGAGAGCUGUGCACGCACGACGACAUCGUAGCCAAGUGUGAUUACACCAUUGCAACGGCCGGCAAAUUGCUUGUGAUGUUCGGACGUGGAGCUGCUGUACACGUGCGGAACAUUAACAGCAAGGAACUGCCAGACGGCGAGCAAAGCUGCACCCUGCCGCUCCGACUCGGACCCUACUCGACAAACUGGCGUGGAACAUGCCGGACAUGCCCUAAUACUGCGAGACUGCUGGCCCAACUCAGGCCUGCCUUGUAUUCUCACAAAAGACAUCAUCAUCAACAGCACCACACUACAAACCUACAUUGAUGAAAACACCUGGAACAACUGAACUGAGUACUGAAUCAAACAACUCUGGUCCUAUCCUAUUAUUAAACUCCACAAUCGACUCAAACAUUUGAUAUUUACUUGAGGUUAAAAAGGUGUAAUUUGAAUCCUCCACGGCAACCUCUGCCCGUGCCCAUUCUAAAGAAUAUCUGUUUACGUUUAUCGUAGCGACUGCGCCCAGUUGAGCACACAUUAUAAAUAACGCAUUUUCUCCGUCACUCUUUGCCUGUGCCGGACCAAGCAUUGAAUGCUAACUGACUGCAACGAA